GGGGCCCUGGGGCCUCUCCCUUGGUCUGGGGCCCAGCGGCCCUGUCCUUGGUCUCUGUCCUGGCCGUCUGGGCCCCCCGCCUCUUAUGCUGUGCAGCUUACCCGGCCUCCUCUUUGGACGCUCCCACCCUUUCCUUUAUCCGUCACCCAUCGGCCCGGCAGCCGAUAUUUACUGAACACCCACGGAGAGCCGCACCCUGUGCCGGGUGCGGGGCCACCAAGAUGAACGAAGCGGCAUUUCUUCCAGGAAUAUAAACAGGAAGUGACGGUCAGAGGCGGACAAGCAGUGGCGGGGAAACGUGGCAGGAGCAGGGAGGAGUGCAGUGCAAAUGAGCAGUCAGGGAAGGGCUGGGAGCAGGAGGACGCGGGUCAGUUAGGUAGCAGGGUGGGGGGGGGGGGGGGAGGCAAGGAACAGGAGCAAGCGUGUGCAAAGGCCCGGGAGUGGGGAAGUAGGAGACAUUCGAGAAAUGAUUGUCGCGAUCGUCCACACGUAUCGGGGACUUACUGUGCGCGAGGCAGUCUCUUACGGUCUUUGUGGUUCCUUGCUCAAUCCUCAUCAACACCGGACGGUACGCAGGGCUGUCCUGUGUCCAUCUGGAGACGAGCGAACAGGCACAGAGUGGCUCAGUGACUUGCCUGGGGACACACAGGGACAGAAAGGAUAAAGCAGAGGCUUCGUGUGGCUGGAGUGAGGGUCCGGGAGACCAGUGAGAGACGGGGGCCAGGUCAGCACAGGCGUUCAGGCCAGGGAGGCCUUCGAGACUCUGUGCCCUCUUGAAAAGUUACGUGCUUUUCCUUCUCUGUGCCUCAGUUUCCUCAUCUGUGCAACGGGGCUGCUGCGGCAUCUGCCUCAGGGGCCGGGGUGAGGGUGAGCGAGGCAGUGCGUGGAAAGAGCCCGGCAUGGCUCCUGGCUCCUGUGUGGCAGGUGUAAUUCUCAGUGGGCAGUCACUCAGUGGAGCUGUGUGCUGGUGGGUGGCAGCUCUCUGGUCUGGCUUCCGAUCCCGGCUCCCUGGCCCCCUGGCUGAGAGACCUUGCGUAGGCUUCUGCCCCUCUCAGGGCGGCAGGUUCCUCAUCUGUGAAAUAGGCUUAUUACUCCAGCACUGCGUGAACUUGGCACAACCCUGAACCUUUGGGAGAGCCCCGGCCCCCGACCGGGGAGCGGAUGGGCGGAGGGGUCCUCUCAGACUCGGUGGGGUGGCCUGGAGGGUGGACAGGGUGACAGGCCGGUUGGCCGCGAGCGGUCCCUGGUCACCCUCCCCACCCCCAGACUGGCCAGGCUGCCAGCGGGCUCUCCCUCGGCCCUCCCCCGCCCCGCCCGCCGGCCCAGAGCCUUCCCCAAAGUGACCCUCCCACCCGGGUGUUAUUAAUAGCCACGACAGGGCUCGGAUCACUGGCCAAGAAUGUUGCCCGGUGGCGCAUGGGGGAAGAGGAAGCCGCGGGGCCGGCGGCUGGGGUGGGUGCGGAGUGAUGCCCGGGGUGCCAUGUGGGCCAGGCAGGAGGGCCUUCACCACCCCCACCCCCACACUGUCGUCCGCUGUCCCUCCUCCUCCUCCUCUUCUGUCUCCUGUUCAGGUGACUCGGAGGAGGAGGACAUGGGACUCUUGGAGGUCAGCGUUACGGACAUCAAGCCCCCGGCCCCGGAGCUGGGCCCCAUGCCAGAUGGCCUGAGCCCUCAGCAGGUGGUCCGGAGGCACAUCCUGGGCUCCAUCGUGCAGAGUGAAGGCAGCUACGUGGAGUCUUUGAAGCGGGUACUCCAGGAUUACCGCAACCCCCUGAUGGAGAUGGAACCCAAGGUGCUGAGCGCCCGCAAGUGCCAGGUGGUGUUCUUCCGCGUGAAGGAGAUCCUACACUGCCACUCCAUGUUCCAGAUAGCCCUGUCCUCCCGGGUGGCCGAGUGGGACUCCACCGAGAAGAUUGGGGACCUCUUCGUGGCUUCAUUCUCCAAGUCCAUGGUGCUAGACGUCUACAGCGACUAUGUGAACAACUUCACCAACGCCAUGUCCAUCAUCAAGAAGGCCUGUCUCACCAAGCCUGCCUUCCUCGAGUUCCUCAAGCGUCGGCAGGUAUGCAGCCCCGACCGCGUCACGCUCUACGGGCUGAUGGUGAAGCCCAUCCAGAGGUUCCCGCAGUUCAUCCUCCUGCUUCAGGACAUGCUGAAGAACACCCCCAGGGGCCACCCGGACAGGCUGUCCCUGCAGCUCGCCCUCACGGAGCUGGAGACGCUGGCCGAGAAGCUCAACGAGCAGAAGCGGCUGGCCGACCAGGUGGCCGAGAUCCAACAGCUGACCAAGAGCGUCAGUGACCGCAGCAGCCUCAACAAGCUACUGACCUCGGGUCAGCGGCAGCUGCUCCUAUGUGAGACGCUGACAGAGACCGUGUACGGUGACCGUGGGCAGCUGAUCAAGUCCAAGGAGCGUAGGGUGUUCCUACUCAAUGACAUGCUGGUCUGUGCCAACAUCAACUUCAAGGGCCAGCUGGAGAUCAGCAGCCUGGUGCCCCUGGGGCCCAAGUACGUGGUCAAGUGGAACACAGCUCUGCCCCAGGUGCAGGUGGUGGAGGUGGGCCAGGAUGGCGGCUCCUACGACAAGGACAACGUGCUCAUCCAGCACGCUGGCACCAAGAAGGCCUCUGCCGCAGGCCAGGCCCAGAAUAAGGUGUAUUUCGGCCCCCCGCGCCUCUUCCAGGAGCUGCAGGAUCUGCAGAAGGACCUGGCUGUCGUAGAGCAGAUAACCUUCCUCAUCAGCACGCUGCACGGCACCUACCAGAACCUGAACAUGACCGUGGCUCAAGACUGGUGCCUGGCCCUGCAGAGGCUAAUGCGGGUGAAGGAGGAGGAGAUCCACUCGGCCAACAAGUGCCGUCUCAGGCUCCUGCUUCCUGGAAAACCUGACAAAUCUGGCCGCCCCAUCAGCUUCAUGGUGGUCUUCAUCACCCCCAACCCCCUGAGCAAGAUCUCCUGGGUCAACAGGUUGCACCUGGCCAAGAUUGGACUCCGGGAGGAGAACCAGCCGGGCUGGCUGUGUCCGGACGAGGACAAGAAAAGCAGAGCGCCGUUCUGGUGCCCCAUCCUGGCCUGCUGCAUUCCUGCCUUCUCCCCCCGGGGCCUCAGCCUGCAGCUUGGGGCCCUGGUCCACAGUCCUGUCAGCUGUCCCCUGCUGGGUUUCUCGGCGGUGAGCACGUCCCUUCCACAGGGCUACCUCUGGGUCGGGGGCGGGCAGGAAGGUGCAGGGGGCCAGGUUGAGAUCUUCUCCUUGAACCGGCCCUCGCCGCGCACGGUCAAGUCCUUCCCGCUGGCAGCCCCUGUGCUCUGCAUGGAGUACAUUCCCGAGCCGGAGGAGGGGGAGAGCGGAGACGAGAGCCACGUGGCCGCUGAGCCCUCAGCUGCAGUGCAUCCGACCAUCUGCCUCGGGCUCCAGGAUGGCAGCAUCCUGGUUUACGGCAGCGUGGACACGGGCACCCAGUGCCUAGCGACCUCCAGGAGCCCAGGCCUGCAGCCUGUGCUCUGCCUGCGGCAUAGCCCCUUCCACCUGUUCGCUGGUUUGCAGGAUGGGACCGUCGCCGCCUACCCUCGGACCAGUGGUGGUGUCCCCUGGGACCUGGAGAGCCCUCCCGUGUGCCUGACUGUGGGGCCAGGACCUGUCCGCACCCUGCUGAGCCUGGAGGAUGCCGUGUGGGCCAGCUGUGGGCCUCGGGUCACUGUGUUAGAUGCCACUAGCUUGCAGACUCAGCAAAGCUUCGAGGCGCAUCAGGACGAGGCCGUGAGUGUGACGCACAUGGUGAAGGCGGGUAGCGGCGUCUGGAUGGCCUUCUCCUCUGGUUCCUCCAUCCGCCUCUUCCACACUGAGACACUGGAGCAUCUGCAGGAGAUCAACAUCGCCACCAGGACCACCUUCCUCCUGCCGGGCCAAAAGCACCUGUGUGUCACCAGCCUCCUGAUCUGCCAGGGUCUGCUCUGGGUGGGCACCGACCAGGGUGUUAUCGUCCUGCUGCCUGUGCCUCGGCUGGAAGGCAUCCCCAAGAUCACAGGGAAAGGCAUGGUGUCGCUCAACGGUCACUGCGGGCCUGUGGCCUUCCUGGCCGUGGCUACCAGCAUCUUGGCCCCCGACAUCCUGCGGAGCGACCAGGAGGAGGCCGAAGGGCCGCGGGCGGAGGAGGACAAGCCUGACGGGCAGGCUCACGAGCCCCCGCCCGCGAGCCGCGUGGGCCGAGAGCUGACCCGCAAGAAGGGCAUCCUCCUUCAGUACCGCCUGCGCUCCACGGCCCACCUCCCGGGCCCGCUGCUGUCCGUGCGGGAGCCCGCGCCCGCCGACGGCUCGGCCCUGGAGCACAGUGAGGAGGACGGCUCCAUCUACGAGAUGGCCGAUGACCCGGAUGUCUGGGUGCGCAGCCGGCCCUGCGCCCGGGACGCCCACCGCAAGGAGAUCUGCUCAGUGGCCAUCAUCUCCGGGGGGCAAGGCUACCGCAACUUCGGCAGCGCCUCGGGCGGCAGCGGGAGGCCAGCCCCGUGCGGGGAGACGGACAGCGCCCUCCUCAUCUGGCAGGUGCCCUUGACGCUAUAGCCCCCACCGGGGGCGCGCAGCCGCGGGCGUGGUGACCGACAGUCAUGCGGGGUCCUCCCGGGAGCACUGCUCGCCUUCCAGGGACCGUGGGGAUGGGCCUGGGUCUCCCGGAACUACCUUGGCCGAGCAGAGGAGAGCCUCUUCCUUUUGAAAAAAAAAAAAAGAAAGAAAGAAAGAAAGAAAGAAAGGAAAGAAAGAAAGAAAGAAAGAAAAAGAAAAUAUUUCAGAGUUUUGGGGGAGGGGUUUGGGUGCAGGGAGAGGAUACCUCUGGAGGAAAUGGCCUUCUUUUUAAAAGCAAAAAACAAACACAAAACCUCACAACUGCCUGGCAAGCCCAGCACCUCUUGUCCGGGCCGAGCGGGGCUCAGAGACGGCCACGCCCCUCUCCUGGACGGGCGUGUGCGUGUGCGUGUAUGAGAGCGUGUGGGCUGGUGUGUGAAUAUAUAUAAAUACGUAUAUAUGGUGUAUAUUAUGUGUAUAAAUGAAGUCUGUACAUAUUGGAGCUCUGGGAGAUGCUGGAAUAAAAGGCAAGAAGAACGUGAGUGCUUGCACUGACUUUUUGUUU
Molecule: messenger RNA, 5123 nt
Organism: Panthera uncia (snow leopard)
Lineage: Eukaryota; Metazoa; Chordata; Mammalia; Carnivora; Felidae
Gene: ARHGEF10L
Product: Rho guanine nucleotide exchange factor 10 like
Exons: 20
Coding region: 1400-4558 (1052 amino acids)
Biological process (GO): positive regulation of stress fiber assembly; SREBP signaling pathway; actin cytoskeleton organization
Cellular component (GO): cytosol
Molecular function (GO): guanyl-nucleotide exchange factor activity; protein binding
Source: RefSeq, a predicted model, not a curated record